UCCCUCCCUCUGCCCAUCUUCCCAGGUUCAGUUCCCUCCUCCUCGCACCAUCCCUUCACUCUGUCUCUCUCUGCACUGCUAGGCUAUGUUCAGCUCCAAGUCAGCAGCCAUCCUCCCGUCCUAUUUCAGUGAGUACCCCGAGACAGCGGACAAGCUGGACAUUAGCACCAAAGUCCAACUGCACGGGGUCCUGUGGAAGAGACCCUUCGGGAGACAGUCGGCCAAGUGGUCCAAAAGAUUCUUCCUCAUCAAGGACAGCUUCUUACUGUACUAUGCUGAGAACGAAAGAAAAAACUUUGAGAGUAACAGAUAUUUCAACAUACAUCCCAAGGGUGUGAUACCGCUGGGAGGAUGUGUGGUGGAGGCAAAGGAAGAGCCCAACAUGCCAUUUGUGAUGAAGAUUUCCCACGAGGACUUCCACGGGAACAUACUGCUUGCAGCCGAGACAGAGUUUGACCAGCAGCACUGGCUCGAGAUGCUGCAGGAAUCUGGGAAGGUAACCUGGCAGAAUGCCCAGCUCGGGGAGGCGAUGAUCGGCAGCCUGGAGGCCCAAGGCCUACAACUGGCCAAGGAGAAGCAGGAGUACUUAGACAAAUUGAUGGAGGAGACGGAAGAACUUUGUCUGCAGAGAGAACAGAAGGCGGAGCUGGAACGGCUGAAUCAGGUCCUGGAGGUGGAAAAGAACAGGAUUGAGGAAAUGGUCCAGGAUUUGAAAUCAGAGCAGGAACAGAUAAAGAGCGCGGCCGAGAGUGAGUCCCAUCGGUUCCGAGACUCUUCGUUGAAGGCGUCAAUCUUUGCGUCAAGUUUAGAGAUUAUUUCCACGAGGCUCGCCACCAUAGUUGAACAGCCCGGUGACGCAGAAGGUGGGAAAAGCCACUGGCUCCAUGGAAGAGUCGUGGAGUUUGGGAGGCGAAAAGACAAGGAUGUUGAAUCUCUGGAUCUCGGUGCAAUUUUUACCAGGCCAACAGCUAUCAGCCAAGUUCCAGGGGGAAGGAAUGAUUGGGCUUUCAAGGUGGGAGCAGUAAAAUGCAAAGCUGUUGGGAUACAGGCAGCACUCCGGAAAGGAAACGAGCCAGCAGAUCAGACGUUAGCGGCUCACUCGUGUUGUGUCUGGGAAGCAGACACUGCCCAGAGCUUUGGGUCCUUUCAGGAAGUGGGGCCCAGGGAGAUAUUGAUCAAUCUGAGACCGGAGGAGAUUAAAUCCCGUGCGGAGUUGGAGCGGAGACUGCAAGAGGCAGAGGAUGCUUUGCAGAGGCUGGAGCAGGGCCUGAGCUCGGCUGAACGUACGGUGGAGAAAAACGAGCGAAUGAAAGGAGACGUGGGCGAAUUGAGAAAGUUCUUCGAGGAGUGCAUCAGGAAAGCCGAGAUCGAGGCCAACCUCCCGGUCAUCAUGAAGAACUCCGUCUAUGUGCAAAGAGCGGCUGCUCGCAGGAUCAAGAGUUGCAGGUUCCGCCGGAGGAAGUCCACCGCCGUCUGGAACUCCUUCGUGACCAAUCCCCAUUCUUUGAACGUCCCCUCAGGUGACGGGGAAGAGGACAUGGAGGAGCUAAAGGAGACGGCCAGGAAGCUGAGCAGGGAUCGGCGUUUCCGCGAGACUGUCUAUAAGUACAUGACCCUCAAAGACUCAUCAAACCCGUGACGCUGCCUGGUGGGCUGUUAGCAAGAGCUAGUCACGCUUCUGCUGUCCUGUAAUCCUUCAGCCAGCUUUGUAAAAAGCCAAACGCACCCUGGUUUAGGUUAAAAAGCAGCAGUUUAGGCCGAAUGCAUUUGAUUUUUGAUCUCGGGCUCUUCCACCCCGCCACAGCCCCUCUCUGGGGUCAACGUCUCCUCUGUCCACUGGGCUGGCUAAUGGAUGGCCCCCCCAGGGGACAGCGGGAGCCCAGUUCCCUCUCUGAGCAAUUCCCCGAUUUGGGAAAAUGCCGACUGCGGUCCGUUCUCCGGAGAGGGCGAGCGGGUAGCAUGUUUCCUACACAGCAGCUGACCCGUGCCUCCCCUCUCGAUGCUGAGUCUGCUUUUUGCUCCGACUCCCAGCACUCACUGAAGUGACCGCGAGUGAAAAUCAUUGGAAGGGAACAAGCUGUUUGCGAAUCUUGGAAUCCUUACAAGUGUGGGAGCAGGCCAAUUGGUCCAUCUAGUCCACACCGACCCUCUGAAGACCCCCCACCUGCUAACCCUGCUAACCUGGCUAACCCACCUUGCCUGCACAUCUUCAGGACUGAUGAGGAACUGAUUAACAUGUCAAAGUGCAAAUGCAUGCACAGGAGUGAGUCAGGGCGAGGCCUUUAUUUAAUGCCUUCACUGUACGUAAAAUAACAUUGGGCUAUCUUUUUCACAAGUUUGGCUAAGACGACUUCUUGAACAACAAGGAUGCUGGUGAGGGUAUCCUGGUCUGUUGGGCUUACCUCGAGGUAAAAUAACCAUCGGCUCACCAGCCUGUAGUCUCACUCUCUCGUUGGACAGAGGGGUUGUGGUUUAAACUGAGAGUCGGCGUGCCUCAGCUGAGGGGAGAGAUUAAGAAGGAGAGUCCCUCACUGACUCAAACUCUGCAUUAAAGUACUCGGGAGUAAAAGGUCAGCAAUGGCCUCUUCCGGUGGAGUGGUAUUGUCCCUCCUGCUGAACCGAGGGACCCGGAUUUUUAAAAAAUGCAGACCUA
Molecule: messenger RNA, 2653 nt
Organism: Chiloscyllium plagiosum (whitespotted bambooshark)
Lineage: Eukaryota; Metazoa; Chordata; Chondrichthyes; Orectolobiformes; Hemiscylliidae
Source: RefSeq, a predicted model, not a curated record